AUGCACUUUCAGGGGGUUCCGGACGAAAUAAUGUGUAGGGUCUUCCCAACCACCCUUAAAGGACCAGCACGAGUGUGGUUUAGUAAGAUUCCUCCAAAUACUGUUAGUUCCUUCAAUGAGUUGAGUAAGUUGUUUGUCAAUAACUUCAUUAAAGGUCAAAGGCAUAAGCGCUCCUCGUCCUGUUUGCUGACUAUAGAGCAAGGAGAUAAUAAAAGUUUACGGUCCUUCAUCACUCGCUUCAAUAGGGAAUCCUUGAUGGCGGACGAGAUGGAUGAUAAGCUGCUGUUAACAGCCUUCCACAAUGGAGUUAGUUCAGAUUUAUUCAUCCACAAGCUCUAUGAUCAAGAACCACAUACCACAGCUAAACCCAUCCACUCAGCCCAAAGUUUCAUGAAUGCAGAAAAUGCGAUCAUUACCAAGAAGAGGAAGAGAGCAGAGCAGAUGGAAGCGGAGCUCCCACAUCAUUCUGAACAAGGCACUCGUCCAAAGAAGGCCCGGACGGGAGAAAAGAAGGAUAGAGACAACAUGGAGGCAUGUUCGUCUUUAGGAAGAAGUUUGCAUUACACACCCUUGAACAUUCUGCUUGAUCAAGUGCUUAUGCAGAUCAAGGAUGACCCAUCCUUGAAGUGGCCAGAGAAAAUGAAGGGAGAUCCUAAUAAGCGUAAUAAGAACAAGUAUUGUCGUUUCCAUAGAGACCACGGGCAUGACACGAACGAAUGCUAUGACUUGAAGCAGUAG
Messenger RNA from Quercus robur (English oak), 738 nucleotides. RefSeq lists its product as uncharacterized. The record is from RefSeq and is a predicted model, not a curated record. Bases 1 to 738 code for a protein of 245 amino acids. The transcript has a single exon. Lineage: Eukaryota; Viridiplantae; Streptophyta; Magnoliopsida; Fagales; Fagaceae.